This is a messenger RNA of Megalopta genalis, 2037 nucleotides long. NCBI's taxonomy places the organism in Eukaryota, Metazoa, Arthropoda, Insecta, Hymenoptera, Halictidae. The record is from RefSeq and is a predicted model, not a curated record.
CCGUGCAAAAGUCGGUUUCCCCUGCCCGUUUCGAGGUAUUUAAAAUUGCUUCCAGUAGUUUCGCGAAAUUUGUGCAAUAUUUCGAGAUCAGUGUUCGGAUCACACAGUGUCGCGUGUUUCAAUUGUUCGAUCGUUUGAUUCAAUUUUCAUCGUACAAUAAAGUGCAACAAAUAAUUAAGUGUAAAAAUGAUUAUACUGUGUAGAUUUCACUGAUCGUUAAAUUAAAAUUAAUACUGCAAAAGUUAAUGAAAAUUAAUGACAGUAGUUUUACAGAAAAUAAUAAGCUAUAGUAUCGAAUAAGUUAUUCAUCUGUUCGAAAUUUUUAUGUAAAAUUUUCGGCAAUCGUGCACGUACAUUAACAGGGUAAUUAAUGAUAAACAGUACGAAAAAAAUGCGAAGAAUUCACUUGCCAUUACAAAAUCAAGAGAUCGAAGUAAUAGCAGAAAAUGUUGACGGCACUCCGAUCGCCACAGGCCUUUGCAGAUUCCCGAGAUUACGCUUGCUGGACAAGAUUUUGAGAUCGGACGAUUAUACGACUUGUACGAUCGUCAACUCCCGGUCACCAACGUUAAAAUACGUUGGUAACACCAAAAAGUUUCCUGCAUCGUUCCCGAAAUCGGUCUCCGCAGCAGAUAGAUUCAUAGUUUCGAGAAAGGAGUACAAUAUGGAUGCAGCAAAUUAUCUUCUGACGAGGAAAACAACUACAAAUUCUUCAGACGAUGACCUCGAUUUGCCAAAAGAGAUCAGUAUGCUGAAUGUAAAAUGGCGGAAGGAUCAGAUGCAUCGAGCGAUGGUAAAGGAAAACGUGAUCCAAGGACUAGGACAGAAAGAAGUAUUGCACCAUAACCGAUUACCUGGGAUUGUAGGGACACAACCAGGAGAGAUGUGGAACGAGCAAUACGCUGCAGACGGAAUGUGGAGAUCGAAGCCACGAAAUAAGCCUUUAAUUUCCAACGCGGGAUUGAUAUUUGAUAUGCCUGAUACCCACAGACGGACACUGCGGAAGCGAUCCACAAUAAAGUGACAAUUUUCGAAGCUACACAGCCUCAACUUGGUAUACAUUUAAACGACGUGAACGCGGCGAGAGUUUGUAUAUUGAAAUGGAACAAUGCAGGUGAUCAAAUAGUCAUUUGUACAUUUUUGGCUUCAAUAAAAUUACACGACAUUGAGUUAGGGAAAAACAUCUGGACCAUAACGUGUAACAAGGCGGUCAGCACCGAUCUGUCUUGUUAUGCCCGCUGCGUGUGCUGGUCACACGACGACAAAUCUAUCGUUGUGGGCUGUAUGCAGUUGAUAACAAUCUACUGUGCAAAAACUGGUCAGAUGGUUAACUCAGUAGUGGCACACAGCGAUGAAAUAUUGACGAUCGCCAUGUCGAUGAAUUCUUAUUAUAUCGCCACGUCCUCGACGGAUAGGAAUAUACGCAUCUUCAGGUGGCCGUCCCUGAAUCCUGCUCUCGAUAUUGCGUACCGCUAUCAGGCUAAUGCGGUGGCAUGGCACCCCUACCACGGUAGCUUGCUGUGCGUAGGCGGCGGUUUGUCCGACGCUUCGGUAUCUUUAUUUGAUGUGGCCUCGAACGUGGUAGGUCAUCGUACUGUUGACUUUUUCGGAUCCGUGGACAACCUGGCGUGGAACAAACACAGCGGAGAGUUGGUCGUCCACUGGACUCAGGUAGACGAGGAUGGCGAAUACACUAUCGUACCAGUUUUCGCGAGUAUCGACCGCAUCGUCGACGCGGUCCCGGUAAACAAGGAAUCGCGGGUCAGUUCCGUCAUGUGGAAUGCUGACCACACACAAAUAGCCGUCUACAAUGCAGAGAGUCUAACUGUAUGGAACUUCUUCGGCGAUGAAUACCAAUAUCAUGAUACCUGCAGAAAACAACGAGAGCCGAAGUACAAAAAAAGGCUCACGAGGCACAGAGGAUUGAACAGCAUUCACCAUUUUAUACGGUAGAUUUGUUACAAUUAACAAAAGGGAAAAGUUUAUUUUAUUUAUACAAGAAAUGAUUAAGAUAAAAAAAGAUUAUGGUAAAUUAUA